This is a messenger RNA of Metschnikowia bicuspidata var. bicuspidata NRRL YB-4993, 975 nucleotides long. RefSeq names its product isopentenyl-diphosphate delta-isomerase (gene IDI1). Gene Ontology annotation, molecular function: isopentenyl-diphosphate delta-isomerase activity. The record is from RefSeq and is a predicted model, not a curated record. Gene Ontology annotation, cellular component: cytoplasm. Lineage: Eukaryota; Fungi; Ascomycota; Pichiomycetes; Serinales; Metschnikowiaceae. Bases 37 to 879 code for a protein of 280 amino acids. The transcript has a single exon. Gene Ontology annotation, biological process: isopentenyl diphosphate biosynthetic process; isoprenoid biosynthetic process.
AAAAAAAAACAAGAAAGUCCUAGUCGUCAGGAAAUCAUGUCUAGCUACCAAGAACUUGUGAAGUGCCUCACUCGGCUGAAUAUAUUGGAUAAAUGGACUGAUGUGACACCAGUAGAGAAUAUCUCUGGGGUUCCAAUUGACGCGGGAAGCACCUCUGCACAUGAGAAUGUAUUUGAAGGACACGACGAGGAGCAGAUCAGACUCAUGGAAGAGUUAUGUAUCGUGUUAGACUAUGAAGAUCACCCAAUUGGAGCAGGAACGAAAAAGUUGUGUCAUUUGAUGAGCAACAUAAAUAGAGGUUUGUUGCACAGGGCGUUUUCUGUGUUUCUUUUCAAUGAGGACGGAAAACUUAUGCUACAACAAAGAGCUGACGAAAAAAUCACGUUUCCAAACAUGUGGACAAACACAUGUUGCUCGCAUCCCCUUUGCGUGCCAUCAGAACUAGGCAUAAAAGACAACAAGUCUAACAAGAACGAAUUAGAGACCGCUGUCGCGGGUGUCAAGCUAGCAGCACAGAGAAAACUAUAUCACGAGCUUGGUAUAUCCGAGCAAGACUGUCCUGUGUCUUCUUUUCAAUUUUUAACCAGAAUACAUUAUAAGUCAGCUAGUGGCGACGAAGCAUCCGAAUGGGGCGAGCAUGAAAUUGACUACAUAUUGAUUUUGAGAGCUAAAAACAACAUCAAGGUUGAGCCUAGCUUAAAUGAAGUCAAAGACUUCAUGUAUGUCAGUGUGGAUGAAUUAAAAGUCAUGUUUGAGGACAAAAACCUCCAGUUCACCCCAUGGUUUAAGUUAAUUUGCGAGACUUUCUUAUUCCAGUGGUGGGCUGAUUUGAAGAAUAUAGAACAAUUUGAGGACAAGAAGAUCCACCGGCUCCUUUAAAAAUACGACUAUUUAUUGAAAUCAGUUAAUCUAUAGGCUGAACGCUAAAAGCCAAUACUCUAUCUUAUCCACGUAAGCAACUUGUUAUCCUAGGCA